Ficedula albicollis (Collared flycatcher) is the source of this 322-nucleotide messenger RNA. It is a transcript of the gene SYCN, whose product is annotated as syncollin. The record is from RefSeq and is a predicted model, not a curated record. Gene Ontology annotation, biological process: exocytosis. The transcript has a single exon. The annotation marks the transcript as partial. Gene Ontology annotation, cellular component: secretory granule membrane. NCBI's taxonomy places the organism in Eukaryota, Metazoa, Chordata, Aves, Passeriformes, Muscicapidae.
CCCGCCAACGGCACGCGGCUCUGCGCGCUGCUCUACGCCGACAACAGCCCCUACUACGAGCAGUGCUGCUCCGGGGACGUGCUGGAGGUGCUGCCGGACAGCGACGUGCCCUACAUGCCCCGCGGAUGGUCCGGCCGCGCCUCCUCGCUGGUGGUGGGCACCAGGUGCGAGCUCGUCGUGUGGUCGCGCCGGGCCAAGAAGGGCAACUCCAAGAAAUUCGGCGCCGGAGCGGUGCCGCGGCUGCAGGAGGUGCGCCGGGGCUUCUUCGGCGACUGGAACGACGCCAUCCGGGGCUACUACUGCACCUGCAAGUGAGCGGCGG